AUAUCCAUCGGCUGCCUGAACUCUCUCGUCUCUCUCUCUCUACAUUCUUCAGCAUUGGCGCCGAAAAUGCCUGAAAACACCCACGCCAAGAACAUGAGGCGAAAGCUCUUCUUUGCCAUCUUUGCAUCCUUCUUCCUCCUUGCUCUCGCCAUCGAUGACAACCGCCACCGGGAAGCUCCGUCCCUCGUCAAGUCCUCCUGCAGCUCCACCCUGUACCCCGACCUCUGCCUCUCUCAGCUCACCUCCUCGCCGUCUUUGACCUCCGACGCCGUGAAGACCCCCAAGGACGUCGUCGUGCUGGCCCUGAACCUGACCAUCACCUCCGUCCAGCACAACUAUUUCACCAUCAAGAAGGUGGCGGCGACGCGAAGUGGGCUGACGGUGAGGGAGAGGACGGCGCUCCACGACUGCCUGGAGAUGGUGGACGAGACCCUCGAUGAGGUCCGCGAGACCCUGGCGGAUCUACUGGCGUACCCGAACGGGGGCAGCAAGUCGGUGUCGGAGCUCGCUGAAGACAUGAAGACGCUGCUCAGCGCCGCCAUGACGAACCAGGAGUCGUGCCUCGACGGCUUCUCGCACGAUUCCGCCGACAAGAAGGUCAGAGAGGCCCUGUUGGGCGGCCAGAUGCACGUCUUCCACUUGUGCAGCCACGCGCUGGCCAUGGUCAAGAACAUCACCGACGCCGAUGCGGCGAACAAGCGGCUCCCCUCCUCGAACAGGCGCUUGAAGGAGGAGAUAAAGGAGGAGGGGCAGGAACCGAUACAGUGGCCGCAGUGGCUGUCGGCGGGGGACAGGCGGCUGCUCCAAUCGACCACGGUGACGCCAGACGUGACGGUGGCGGCGGACGGGAGCGGGGACUACCGGACAGUGUCGGAGGCGGUGGAGGCGGCACCGGAGAGGAGCGAGAGGAGGUACGUUAUAAAGAUAAAGGCAGGGGUGUACAGGGAAAACGUGGAGGUCACGAGUAGGAAAACCAACCUGAUGUUCGUGGGAGACGGGAGGACCACCACCAUCAUCACCGGGAGCAGGAACGUUGUGGACGGCAGCACCACAUUCAACUCCGCAACUGUUGCUGUAGUCGGGGAAGGGUUCUUGGCCAGGGACAUAACCUUCGAGAACACCGCCGGCCCGUCGAAGCACCAGGCGGUGGCGCUCCGCGUCAAUUCCGACUUCUCCGCCUUCUACCGGUGCUGCAUGCUGGCCUACCAGGACACCCUCUACGUGCACUCCCUCCGCCAGUUCUACUUCGGCUGCUUCAUCGCGGGCACCGUCGACUUCAUCUUCGGGAACGCGGCCGCCGUGCUCCAGGACUGCGACAUCCACGCGCGCCGCCCCAACCCGAGCCAGCGCAACAUGGUCACCGCCCAGGGCCGCGACGACCCCAACCAGAACACGGGUAUAGUGAUCCAAAGGUGCAGGAUCGGCGCAACAUCAGAUCUCUUGGAAGCGAAAGAUAGCUUCGAAAGCUACCUGGGGAGGCCAUGGAAGAUGUACUCGAGGACCGUGAUAAUGCAGACCGUGAUAAGCGACAUUAUCCACCCCGCGGGCUGGUACCGGUGGGACGGCGACUUCGCCCUCGACACCCUGUAUUACGCGGAGCAUGCAAACACCGGGGAUGGGGCGGACACCGCAAACCGGGUCACCUGGAAGGGCUACAGGGUGAUUUCGGCUUCUGAGGCUCAAGCCUUCACUGUCGAUCCGUUCAUCACUGGGGGCAGUUGGUUGGAUUCCACGGGGUUUCCCUACUAUCCUGGUCUCUGAAAAUGAUCGGAGCAUCUAAUCAUACGGCGACAACAAUGAAUAAAGAAAUUGUAAAAUAAUUAUGGCCCCCAUGAUGUUAGUAAAUAAUGGAUUAAUAAAUAUUUCAGUGCUAAAAACGUAUUGGCUAUGAAAAGGAUGCAAAAAAAUAAUUUCAUGGAGAGGUUUCUCUCUUAUGAAGAGGUGCGACUCUUACGAAAUAAAAAAGUACUUUGAUGGAAGGCACCUAUUGAUAACUUGUAUAAAAGCUAUUAGUAUUAUUACAGUUUAAUGUAUGUAUAUCAUAGCAUCACCCAAAGGAGAAUUAUGAUGUAGAUGUAUUGUUUAAUUUGAAUAUGAUUAUAUGGUAUUCUUCAAGAUA
Messenger RNA from Eucalyptus grandis, 2119 nucleotides. RefSeq names its product pectinesterase-like. Gene Ontology annotation, molecular function: pectinesterase activity; pectinesterase inhibitor activity. The transcript is spliced from 4 exons. Bases 67 to 1761 code for a protein of 564 amino acids. Gene Ontology annotation, biological process: cell wall modification. The record is from RefSeq and is a predicted model, not a curated record. Lineage: Eukaryota; Viridiplantae; Streptophyta; Magnoliopsida; Myrtales; Myrtaceae.